AUGCCCGAAGAUUCUCGGAAGGGCUCUGUAGAGAGCAUGGCCCAACCGGAUGCUCUGCUGCGCUCCGCCUGUACUGAGUGUCAUCGUCGCAAGCAAAAAUGCAAUCGCCAAUGGCCUUGCAACAAUUGUCAGAAGCGCAAAGUCGCUGACCAGUGUCGUUUCAGGGAUGAUUCCAAAGCUACUUCAGGGGACGAUGCUUGGGCUGCUUCCUUGGAUGUUAAGCGCAAGCGCGAUAUGCAAGGUGAGGAGGGGGACAGUGAUGAUGAUGUCGAUGGCAUUCUGGAAGCGAUUGGCUAUAGUCGUCUUCACCUAUUGACCAAGCUUGAUCAAGACUCAGGGAGCACAAAGCCUUCCGAGCAAUAUUAUCUUGAUCCGAAAGAUAGCGCUCAGCUCCAACGUGCACUAGAUGUGCUGCCGCCGAGACACAUCGUUGACUCCUUGAUCCAAAGCUUUCUCGAUGUCGUCAACUUUUACUACUACAUCGUCUACCCACCACACUUCAGCAAAGAGUAUGCUCGCUGGUGGGAUGACUAUACUAAGGGUCGGCCUUGUGGUGCCCAAUGGACAUGUCUUCUCCUCAUGGUCUGCGCAUGUUCCGUCCAGCACAUCGACAGCCAGACAGGUAGCAGAAUUGAGAGCGAGCUUGGCACAUCUGUCAAAGACUUGACUCAGAAGUAUCACGACGCUGCCAGAGAACUUCACAGCGCUAUUCCUGUAGGAUAUGGCCAUGUGUAUACCGUUCAAUACCUACUGCAUUCGUGCUAUUGGUUUAAAGCCGAGGCACGGUUCGCAGAGUGCUGGCAGGUCCUUGGCGCUGUAGUCCGAGAGGCUCAGAUGAUUAACCUCCACAAGAAGCCCGUGGAUCAAUUGCCGGGAUUUGAGUUGGAAAUGAAGCGACGACUCUGGUGUAUCGUGGAUUCCUGGGACUGGCUCGUCUCAUGUCUGCUCGCCCGCCCGAUGCUCAUCAAUCGUGAAGAAUGUGACGUCGGUUUACCCUGCCUUACACUAGAAGACUACCCAGCUUCGCCUAUGUUGCAUCUCAAGCUCCAGUCUGAACUUGUCGGUCUGAUCUUCAAGCGUUUCGGCGGUCCUAAAAUUCUUACCGAACCCGCUGAUAUUCGCGACUACCAGAAGAUUAUGGAGGACUUUAUGAAGACCUUUCCUCCAGAGUAUGCUAUGGACCAUCCCAAUGGACCUGCUAAUGAGGACCUACCGUGGAUCGCUCUGCACCGUCAUUACAUGCAUACAUGUACUCUCUCCAUCUCACUCGGACCUUUCCGAGGCUACAUGGCGAAGAACAUCAGAGAAUCUACAGCGACCGCCGUGGAUAUCGAGUUCCGAUUAACAGGAAUCGACUACGCGCUUAAACUAAUGGAUGCUGUUCAUCGGUUCUUUGAGUACGUCUGGACUCGAGAUACCACCUUCCACUUCGUCCCCUUCUGUAUCUUCGAUACAGCCGCUCUUCUAUGCUCGGUCAUCAUCCACGCUGAGGAUGGCCGUGUACCACGUCGUGAAGAAGUCACUGGUUCUAUUGCCAGAGCUUUCAUCACGUUGAAGAAGUUGCGAACUGCCACCAACACAGCCAAGGCUCCUUACGAUGUUUUACGACGGUUGAUUAAGAAGCUUCCGUCGUCAUCUGGGAUGCAGGCUGCUGAUCCUUUCAAGAAGCGACGAUAUGAUACUCCUCCCGGUGGUCAAGGAGCCAUUCCUAUUGCUGCGGCUAUGUCGCAGCCAAGUGUUGAGACAAGCCACAUUGCGCCGGCUCCUAUGCCGGUUCCUUCUCAAGUAUCUCCCGCCCAAGCCCACUACCAGCCCUAUGCAAAUCCAGUACCAGCGGCUCCAGGCAGAAUCCAAACCGAAGGACCUUCAUACGUGGCAUAUCCUACCAACAAUGUAGACCCGCGAUAUCAACACUACAUGUACACAGCUGCUCCUCAUAUGCAGACAAUCCCUUCAACAACUGCACCACCAUCUUGGCCUGAGGAGAUCAACAACCGAUCUCACAUGCAGAAUCUCACUGCUGGGCCUCCGCAGGUCGACAUGGGCUUUCAGCAAAUUUCCGACACCGAAUUGGGUGAUCUUGCUAUGUUGUGGAAUUGGGAGAGUUUGGAUCUUGGGUUUACUUCGAAUCCGAUUUAUCAGGAGAUGUGA
Fusarium coffeatum is the source of this 2151-nucleotide messenger RNA. RefSeq lists its product as uncharacterized. Gene Ontology annotation, cellular component: nucleus. The coding region runs from base 1 to 2151 and encodes 716 amino acids. Gene Ontology annotation, biological process: DNA-templated transcription; regulation of DNA-templated transcription. Gene Ontology annotation, molecular function: zinc ion binding; DNA binding; DNA-binding transcription factor activity, RNA polymerase II-specific. The record is from RefSeq and is a predicted model, not a curated record. The transcript has 5 exons. Lineage: Eukaryota; Fungi; Ascomycota; Sordariomycetes; Hypocreales; Nectriaceae.